Hibiscus syriacus is the source of this 837-nucleotide messenger RNA. Its product is annotated as probable carbohydrate esterase At4g34215. The transcript has 2 exons. Lineage: Eukaryota; Viridiplantae; Streptophyta; Magnoliopsida; Malvales; Malvaceae. The coding region runs from base 52 to 834 and encodes 260 amino acids. The record is from RefSeq and is a predicted model, not a curated record.
CAAAUCCUUUGUUGUGAUAACAAUCGUCGAAGAAAAAAAUCCCAGAAAACCAUGGACAUGAUAGACACCCCUGUUGCGGAACGAGAUCAGUUCCCGCUAACUCCCAAACACAUUUUCAUUCUCUCCGGCCAAAGCAACAUGUCAGGCCGAGGUGGCGUCUCCAAGCACCCUCGCAUCUGGGACGGCGCCAUCCCACCGGAGUGUCAACCUCACCCUUCCAUCCUCCGCCUCAGCGCCACCCUCAACUGGGAGCCCGCGCGGGAGCCGCUCCACCACGACAUCGACACUGGCAAGGUAUGUGGAGUGGGGCCCGGAAUGUCGUUCGCCAACGCGGUGAGAGAUCAUAUGGGUGGCGGGUGCCUGGGUCUGGUUCCUUGCGCCGUGGGUGGUACAGCCAUCAAGGAGUGGGAUCGCGGGCAGCUUCUGUAUGACAAUAUGCUUAAGAGAAGUAAAGAGAGUAUGAAGACUAAUGGGGAAAUCAAGGCUUUGCUUUGGUACCAAGGGGAGAGCGAUACAUCGUCGCUUCAAGAUGCUGAAGCGUACAAGGAAAACAUGGAGAGGUUGAUUCAUAAUGUGCGUGAGGAUCUUGGCUUGCCUUCACUUCCAAUCAUUCAGGUUGCGAUUGCAUCGGGGUUUGAAUACAUGGAGAAAGUGAGAGAAGCACAACUGGGGAUGGAUCUGCCGAAUGUAACAUGCGUGGAUGCCAAAGGGCUGGUUUUGAAGGAGGACAAUCUUCACUUGAUGACCGAGGCUGAGGUUGCGUUGGGGCACAUGUUGGCCGAUGCAUUUCUUACCAACUUCAAUGCGCCCCCGUCGCAAUCUUCCCCUUUCUAAACU